AUGGGCCUUAAGUCAAGUACUCGACAGUCUCAAGACAAUUACGGACAUUGCUUCGCAUAUCAUCUUUCACCCGAUUCCUCUGUUAUUGUGUCCUUCUCGAAACCACUCGCUCGGAAAAUGAUCUACGACGUUGCCAUCAUUGGAGCUGGGCCAUGUGGACUAGCCGCUGCCGCCAGGUUGCGUGAGGCAACACCCUCGGCUCUGUUCACCGAUGACGAACACGAAAGAUACUGGAGGAGAUUCAAACGGACAGAGACGAUUGAGUCCGAGAAGAAGAAACGCCGGCGUAAAGCAAGCAGCGCAUCCAUACUAUCGGAACCGGAGCUGCCGUCAAGGUCGAUGGUUGUGCUUGAUGGACAUUCGAAUCAAUGGAUGUCUGCAUGGAAAGAGAGGUUCAAGCACCUGCAGAUUGAUCAUCUUCGAAGUCCUCUGUUCUUCCAUCCAGAUCCCCGAGAUCGAGAUGGACUUUUGGGGUACUCCCAUUUCCAUGAUCGUGCUGGUGAGCUUCGUGAAAUCCAUAACGUCGUCGGCAGGGAGCUCAGCAAGCACCGAACGAAGAAGAAGCGCGACAAAAAGGUUGCUCGACACCUCCGCAUCGACGACAGAGACCGCGUCGACUACUUCACGCCGUCCACACGGCUCUUUGACGAUUUUUGUCAGGACAUAAUCCAUCGUUACCAGCUUCAAGACUUGAUUGUGCAGGCCCAGGUCCAAAACAUCGAGUAUGGAGAUGUGGGAAGCGUGACAGACCCUAAAUUAUUUGCGUUGACGACAGAUCGGGGCACCAUCUUUUCCAAGACGGUCGUGUUGGCUGUUGGACCAGGUGCUAAACCGAAGAUUCCAUCUGACUGCCAACUUCGACUUGACAUGCAUCGCGGAAGUGUGUGCCACUGCUUUGAAGCGAUCGGAUCCUCGUGUAUGCCUGAACAUGUAUCGCGCAAGAUAAACGAGAGGCAGCCCACAUCGGUCGUUGUAGUUGGAGGAGGGCUGACUAGCGCACAAAUUGCCGAUUUGCUCCUCUCAAGGGGCGUUACCAAGGUAUUCCUGUUAUUGAGAGGGAAGUACAAGUUGAAACAUUUCGACGUGGAUCUCGAGUGGGUGUCCAAGGUUCGCAACCAGCAGAUGGCGGUGUUCUGGUCUGCAGAUACCGACGAAGAGAGAUUUGAGAUGUUGAAAAUGGCUCGGAACGGUGGAAGUAUCACACCUUCUUACGACAAGAUUCUGAAGAAGCACGUUGCAAAUGGCGUCCUUCGCAUUGUUCCACACACGUGCAUCGAAGAUGGUACCUGGUGUUGUAGAAGCCAGACUUGGACUCUAUGGCUGUCAUCGGCUUCGGACUCUGAAAGCGUUCUGUCGGGAAUCGACCAUGUCAUAUAUGCCACCGGGGCUGCUCCUAAUAUCAACAAUGUCUCCUGCAUGCAGCGGAUGCUGACAGAAUAUCCUGUGGAGUCCAUCAAUGGGCUGGCAAGAGUUACUGAUGACUUGAUGUGGCAAGACGAUGUUCCAUUGUUUCUUACCGGCGGCCUUGCCGGGUUGCGACUUGGGCCAGGAGCUGCGAAUCUCGCAGGAGCAAGGCAAGGUGCCGAGAGGAUUGCCUGGAAGAUUGACGAGAUACUGGGAAGACCAAAGGCAGAGGCAGAGGGCGAUGGUUCGGAAUCUGGUAGUGCUUCAACCCUAGAGCACAGGGCUCUACCCGGCCGCCCAAGCAGAGCGUCCUUGAGCAAAGACAGGAGCGAGUUCACAGGGUCUUUCAACAACCAAUUCGAGGCUCUCAGUAUAUAA
Molecule: messenger RNA, 1782 nt
Organism: Exophiala spinifera
Lineage: Eukaryota; Fungi; Ascomycota; Eurotiomycetes; Chaetothyriales; Herpotrichiellaceae
Exons: 3
Coding region: 1-1782 (593 amino acids)
Molecular function (GO): oxidoreductase activity
Source: RefSeq, a predicted model, not a curated record